This is a messenger RNA of Rubroshorea leprosula, 2729 nucleotides long. The record is from the annotation of a GenBank genome assembly. NCBI's taxonomy places the organism in Eukaryota, Viridiplantae, Streptophyta, Magnoliopsida, Malvales, Dipterocarpaceae.
GCUUCACUGGAUUCCACUGUUCAGACAGGACAUGGUGGUGAUUGGCAAGAAGAGGUCUUUCAAAAGAUCAAAUCCAUGAAGGAUAUGUACUUGGGUGAAAUGAAUGACAUGUACCUGAAGAUCACUGCAAAGUUGCAGCAGCAUGAAUCUAUGCAACAACAGUCAAGGUCGGAGCAGUUAGACAAGUUGAAAAUUUUCAAGGCCAUGUUGGAACGUAUUUUAGGUUUUAUAUCAGUUUCCUCCAAAGAGAACAUUACCCCCCAACACAGGGAAAAAUGGAGUUCUUUUGAGAAGCAGAUAGUGCAUUUUUCAUCUUCAAAUAGGCCCAGGAAGCCUGCUCAGCAAGGACAACUUCCUGUACCUCAUAUGCAACCCAUUCCACAGCCACAGUCUCAGCUCUCUCAAGUACAGUCUCAUGAUAAUCAAAUGAACCCUCAGUUGCAGUCAGUGAACAUGCAAGGUUCUAUGCAAACAAUGCAACAGAACAACUUGUCAAAUUUGCAGCAUAAUUCUCUGACGUCUUUGCCUGGGGUUUCAUCAGCACAGCAGAGUAUAUUAAGUUCACUGCAGCCAAGUUCGAACAUGGAUUUGGGUCAAGGAGCUGCUCUGAGCACACUGCAGCAGGUUGCUGCGGGGUCUCUGCAACAAAUUCCUGUUAGUGCUCCCCAACAACCAAACAUUAACACUCUGUCAUCACAAAGUGGAGUGAAUGUUCUACAGCCAAAUAUAAAUCCUCUUCAGCCAAAUCCUAACAUGCUUCAGCCCCAGCAUCUCAAACAAGAACAGCCAAUGCUUCAAUCACAACAGCUCAAACAUUUGCAACAGCGGCAGAUGCAGCACCCCCACCAGCACUUUAUACAGAAACAGCAGCUACUGCAGCAGCAGCAGUUACAAGCAAAGCAGCAGAUGCCUGCACAGUUGCAAACACACCAAAUGUCACAGCUGCAUCAAAUGAAUGAUGUAAAUGAUAUUAAGAUGAGACAAGGGAUGGGUGUCAAGCCAGGGGUCUUUCAACAGCAUCCAACAGGCCAGCGUCCAGCUUAUCCCCAUCAACAGUUAAAAGCAGGUUCUCAGUUUCCUAUUUCUUCACCUCAACUACUCCAGUCUGCAUCUCCUCAAAUGCCUCAACAUUCUUCUCCCCAAGUUGAUCAGCAAAGUCUGUUAUCAUCCAUUACAAAAACUGGAACCCCAUUGCAAUCUGCAAGCUCUCCUUUUGUUGUCCCAUCUCCCUCUACUCCCAUGGCUCCAUCUCCUAUGCCUGGCGAUUCUGAGAAACCUACUUCUGGCACUUCCUCACUUACAAAUACUGGAAAUAUUGGACACCAACCAGCAACUGCAGUUCAGGUGGGGACACAGUCCCUUGCAAUUGGCACUCCUGGGAUGUCAGCUUCACCAUUGCUGGCAGAGUUCACAGGUAGUGAUGCCACACAUGGUCAUACUUUGCCAACUGUUUCUGGCAAGUCAACUGUUAUGGAGCAGCCUCUUGAUCGCUUAAUUAAAUCGGUAAAAUCCUUGUCUCCUAAGGCAUUGAGUGCAUCUGUCAGUGAUAUUGGUUCAGUUGUCAGUAUGAUUGAUAGGAUUGCAGGGUCUGCCCCAGGUAAUGGGUCUAGAGCUGCAGUUGGUGAGGAUUUAGUUGCCAUGACCAAAUGUCGUCUGCAAGCAAGAAAUUUUAUCACACAAGAUGGAAUGGCUGGGACAAAGAAAAUGAGACGCUACACGAGUGCCAUGCCCUUAAAUGUUGUGUCAUCAGCAGGCAGCAUGAAUGAUAGUUUUAAACAAUUGACUGGUUCAGAGACUUCUGAUUUGGAGUCAACUGCAACAUCUAGCAUCAAGAGGCCAAGAGUUGAGGUUAAUCAUGCCCUUUUGGAAGAAAUAAGAGAAAUUAAUCAGAGACUAAUAGACACAGUGGUCGAUAUCAGUGAUGAAGAUGUUGAUCCAACUGCAGCAGCUGAAGGGGGUGAAGGAACUGUUGUCAAGUGUUCUUUCAGUGCUGUGGCUCUUAGUCCAAACUUGAAAUUGCAGUAUGCUUCAGCACAUAUGUCACCAAUUCAACCCUUGCGGUUGCUGGUUCCCACAAAUUACCCAAAUUGUUCCCCAAUACUAUUGGACAAAUUUCCUGUUGAACUAAGUAAGGAGUACGAAGACCUUUCAGUGAAAGCAAAGUCGAGGUUUAGUAUAUCGCUACGAAGUCUAUCACAACCUAUGUCACUUGGAGAGAUUGCAAGGACUUGGGAUGUUUGUGCCCGUGCUGUUAUCUCUGAGUAUGCACAACAGAGUGGUGGAGGAAGCUUCAGCUCUAAAUAUGGUACUUGGGAGAACUGCUUGAGCGCUGCCUAGUGCUGUUAUUGGAGUUGUUUUGAUACAGUGUACCUAUAAUCAUUCACAAACCGAAGCAGUUUUUGGAUAUUAACUCAGGAAUAUUAUCCAGAAAAGGGAAAAGAAAAAGUUCAUACAUGUGUGAGACUACUCGGAGAAGUUUGUCAGCUUGAAUAUUUGCUCCGUAACAGUCACUUCGUAUUUUGUUAUUGUCGCUUGUAAAAAUGGAAGCAUCUGCCUGAGACAUGUUUGAACACGUAGACAACUAUUGUGAGUCUCGAGUAAUUAUGCUACGAUUCUCAUCAGCAUGUUUGUAACAGCUAAAUUUAUUAGAACGAUCUGUACACAGUAAAUGGGAAACUUCGAAAUAUGAAUAUGCUGCAUUUGUUUUUAAAUAAUUUGAUUGGUGUAUU